GCUCCUCCUGGCGGACGCAUCGUAACUUACGAGGAACAUAAACGUUUCCCCCUUGUUCACUCUGUUUACUACCCUCUAUUAGCUUGGACACGCUAUGAGCGAAAGAGAAAUUGUUGUUGUAACAGGGUUUGGACCGUUCAGACAGUUCUUGGUGAACCCCAGCUGGAUAACAGCCCAGGGAUUAAAGUUGGCCGGAAUGGGACAGCGCAUCGAUGUUUACAUCAAGGAACUGCCAGUGAGCUACAGUUCAACCCAGAGGAUCAUUGCUGAGCUUUGGCAGACCCUUAAACCAAAGUUUGCUGUUCACCUGGGCAUAGCCAGAGGUUCCAGUCUUGUCAUUUUGGAGCAAACUGGUAAAAACAGCGGCUACAGCACCCAAGACUGUUGCAGCUGCUGCCCCACAGAUCACCGCUGCAUUGAAGGCGGCCCCGAGAAACUGGACUCUGUUGUUAACAUGAGGGCCAUUUCCAAGCACUUUAAGCAAGCAGGGAUGGAUGUGGUUCAUUCUAGAGAUGCUGGCAGAUACUUGUGUGAUUUUGCUUAUUACUGCUCACUGUAUCAUGGUGAGAGGAGAGCAGCUUUCAUCCAUAUACCCUCAACUGGCAGCUUAUCCUUGACUGAGAGACUGGUACCUCUUUUGCAGGAAAUAAUUGCCAUGAUGCUUGAUCAGCUGGAAGAAGCAAAAUAUCACUUGGAAACGUAGGCAGAUUUUCACUCAGCAUGCCUUGAACUUUUCCACUAUUGUCACAUUGCAGCUAUAGUGUGGGAUGAUUCACUGAGAUUUGAAAUGACAGGUUAACAAAAAGAAUCUGUGAACUUUAUAACUGAAAUUUUGCCACAAAAUUGAUUUAAUUAAGCUCAGGGCCAUUUCUCACUUCAUGAAUAUGCUUUGAUCUAAACUUAUCUUUUUUGCUCAGUCUCAAGUAUUUUACAGCCUUCCAAGAGGAUCUUGUAUGCAAAAAAAGGAAACAAAAAAGCAUAGUUCUCAUUUACUUAUUUAUUCAAAAUUUCAGAAAAAAGUAAAAUACAAGAAAUUCUCUUAUACACAUUUUUGAG
Poeciliopsis prolifica (blackstripe livebearer) is the source of this 1056-nucleotide messenger RNA. RefSeq names its product pyroglutamyl-peptidase I like (gene pgpep1l). Gene Ontology annotation, biological process: proteolysis. Bases 95 to 703 code for a protein of 202 amino acids. Lineage: Eukaryota; Metazoa; Chordata; Actinopteri; Cyprinodontiformes; Poeciliidae. Gene Ontology annotation, molecular function: pyroglutamyl-peptidase activity. The record is from RefSeq and is a predicted model, not a curated record. Gene Ontology annotation, cellular component: cytosol. The transcript has 5 exons.